AAUUAGAUUGAUCUGAAAAAUAAUUAUUAUUUACCUAUAUUACAUUUAUGUUACUACCAUUCUCUACUUAAUAAAUAAUAUUGCAAAAACGGUUUAAUAAUAAAAUUCCUGAUAUUCAAGUGGACCACAGUCAAAGUCAAUAAAGAGUCGUUCUAAUACGACAUUUCAAUCCACAGUUGAGACCCAGAAAUCGUGGCAAGCACCACCACGUUGUCGUCUCCUAUUUGGAAGCAAGGAUUCCCACUCCUUCCAUAAGCUUCUAAAAAUUGUAUCAAGCUGGCCCCUAUAAAACAACGACUACAAUGCUCCUUUGCUGCAGCAAAUGUAAGAGAGCCGCGCAGCGCAACACACACACAGUACUCCUCGCAAUGUCUCUGAUCGUAGCUUUUCUCAUCGCUUCGAUCUUUGGCGCUGCUCUUGGAGAGUCAGAAGAGUCGGGAGCUCUCUUGGAGCUACGAGCUUGGUUGGUUUCUAGCGACGAUUACUUUGCCAAGAGUUGGAGUAACGCUUCCACUCCCUGUGCAUGGCCCGGAAUAAAAUGCUGGCCCGACGGUCUCGUCCGGGAGAUCGAGCUCUCUAGUAGGAACCUGUCUGGCAAGCUUCCAAUCCCCGAUAUCUUCUCACACUUUCCCCAGCUGGAAGCCUUGAGCAUAGGUGACAAUGCACUGUCGGGACCCUUCGUCCUCUUGUCUUCUUCUCUUGCUUCCUCGUCUCUUUCCUUGCCAUUGUCACUGUUAAAGAGUCUCAAUCUUAGUGGUAAUUCUUUCACGGGGCCCAUUUCCAGCGUCGUCCGCCCAGCAACCAUGCCAAAGCUCCAAGCCUUGGAUUUGUCCGGCAACUAUUUCUCUGGUGAGCUUCCUCCGGACGUCUCCUCCAUGUCCAACUUAUCUUACGUCGAUCUCGGUGGGAACCUGUUAAGCGGCCACAUUCCUCCACAGUUUGGUGAGUUGAGCAACCUUAAGUACCUCACGCUUGCGGCCAACCAGUUCACAGGAUCCAUCCCUCCAGAGCUCGGCCAGCUCGCCAACUUGGAGUGGCUCUACCUCGGCUACAACAGCCUCACCGGAAGCAUACCAUCUGCUCUUGGAAGCCUUGCCAGUCUCAAGCACCUGGAUCUUGUCCACAACAAUCUCACCGGAGCUAUUCCAGAGUCACUGUCCCUCCUCGUCUCGCUGGACACGCUUUUCCUCUACAGUAACUCCUUGUCAGGGCCGAUACCACCGCAGCUCGGACAGCUCUCGGGCCUCGUUUCGCUCGACCUCAGCAUCAACUCUCUCUCGGGAGAAAUCCCUGCGGAGCUCGGAGACUUGCUCGGCCUGGAGCUGCUCAAUCUCUUCGGCAACCGGCUGACAGGAUCCAUUCCAUCCUCCCUUGCUCGGCUACCACGUCUCAGGAACUUAGCGCUCUGGAAGAACGAUCUCUCUGGCGAUAUUCCUGCCGAGCUAGGUACUUACGCUCCCAACCUCACCACCUUGGAUCUCUCGAGCAACUCCUUCACCGGACAAAUACCUCCAUUCCUGUGCAUGUCGUCCAGAACUUCCCAGCUACGCAGGCUCAUCCUCUUUUCCAAUCUUCUCUCGGGGCCCAUCCCUGAUAGUAUUGCCACCAAUUGCCUGUCGCUGGAAAGAAUAAGGCUGGAAGACAAUCUUCUCUCUGGAUCACUUCCGGAUACACUGACCUCCAUGCCUCGUCUCACGUACCUCGACAUAUCUUCCAACGUUCUCACGGGACCUCUCAGCUUCUCGGUAAACUCUCCCCUCCAAGUUCUCUUCGUCCAUCACAACCAGCUUUCCGGCCCCAUACCCGAGACCGUCGGAAGAGCUACCAAGCUUGUGCGGCUCGACAUGUCCCAUAACUUUCUGUCCGGCAGGAUUCCAAAGGAGCUCCAAGAUAUGUCCAGCUUGAGCGAGCUUGACGUAAGUGACAACCAUCUCACUGGCCCGAUUCCCAGCGAGAUUUCCAACUGUCCAAGACUGGUAAGCUUGAGACUCCGCGGCAACCACCUCAGCGGCCAUAUCCCAGCGUCUCUGGCAUCAGUGAGGCUGCUGGGAUUGCUCGACAUCUCCAGCAACCUGCUGACGGGAACCAUUCCACCUCUCUUGACUGCCAUGCCUUCGCUCAUCUUUGCAAACUUCUCGGACAACCGUCUCACCGGACCCGUUCCGGACACCGGAGUCUUGUCCGCUUUAAGCCAGAGCUCCUUUCGAGGCAAUGCUGGCCUGUGCGGUCGAAAGGACCUGGGACUCAAGCCGUGCUGGAACUUUCUACUCUUCCACAAGCUGGCAAUGGUGCUGUGGAUCACCGGGGUGAUCACAGUGCUCGUCAUAUUCCUGCUGCUGUGCUUUGCAAGGAUUAGCUACACAAAGAAGAAAAAAGUGUUUACACAGAAAGUCGCAGACGAAGCGGCUCUCCUCUAAAACAUGGGCGACGAACGUCGAAU
This is a messenger RNA of Selaginella moellendorffii, 2440 nucleotides long. Its product is annotated as probably inactive leucine-rich repeat receptor-like protein kinase At2g25790. The transcript has a single exon. The record is from RefSeq and is a predicted model, not a curated record. Gene Ontology annotation, molecular function: protein binding. Lineage: Eukaryota; Viridiplantae; Streptophyta; Lycopodiopsida; Selaginellales; Selaginellaceae. The coding region runs from base 303 to 2417 and encodes 704 amino acids.